GUCCGCAGGGAUGCAAUAAGCUUAAUAACAAAGUAGAAAGUCCCACCGUGAAAGGAUCUCUGAUGUCCAUCAAAAGCGAAGGAAGACCUCACCAAGCGGUGAAAAGUCAGGAAGUGCAAACAGACCCAGAAAUUGCUCGCCAACGCGAUGGUGACGUCGACCACGUAAAUGCUGACAUCAUUCGUUACCUGAAUCAAAUCAAUGACAAAGCGAUUUUUCGGUCCUAUGAACCAGAGCCUACGUACCAUUCUGGGGGAUUCUCGCCUCUGUACGACAUGUACGAAGAAAGAUUCUGCUUUCGGUACCAAGGACCUCAACACCAUCCACCGGAAGACAUUCAAAUGUUCAGACCAAGGGAAUACAACACUCACCCCAUCCAACAGCUGCGACGCGAAUGCUACGCCAAAAACAAUUUCUCUUCCCAAAACGAUGCGCAUCAUGUUAAGCACAGCUCCCCGGGAUUUCAGUUCUCAAAUGAUUCC
This is a messenger RNA of Lymnaea stagnalis (great pond snail), 482 nucleotides long. The record is from the annotation of a GenBank genome assembly. NCBI's taxonomy places the organism in Eukaryota, Metazoa, Mollusca, Gastropoda, Lymnaeidae.